Messenger RNA from Tripterygium wilfordii, 324 nucleotides. RefSeq lists its product as uncharacterized. The record is from RefSeq and is a predicted model, not a curated record. Lineage: Eukaryota; Viridiplantae; Streptophyta; Magnoliopsida; Celastrales; Celastraceae. The coding region runs from base 1 to 324 and encodes 107 amino acids. The transcript has a single exon.
AUGCAAUCCGAGUUUAAUGCUCUUCUGCAACAUCAAACAUGGACAUUAGUGGAACCCACUCCUGAUAUGAAACUCAUUCAGUUGAAUUCGCUGUUUAGAGUUAAACAAAAUCCUAAUGGUUCAAUUGCUCAUUACAAAGCUAGAUUACUGGCACAAGGAUUUGCUCAAAGACCUGGUGUUGACUACAAAAACACCUUCAGUCCAGUGAUAAAACUAUUGAAGGUUGAUUCAAGAGUUGCCAACUCAAUAUUUGUGUUUGACUUGGUCUUUGAUAUUGCUGUUAGUUAUAAAUUCUUGUUCCUAAAGUUUAUGGUUAUUAGUUGA